AUGGAGGACUACUACUACUUCCCCACCACCUUGGAGGCAACCCCCUUAAUCAGCACAAGCUUCCGAAUCGUGCACUCCUCCCGCAAGCGGUGCUCGCCGUCGCCGAGGCCCCGCCGUACGUCGUCAUCCCGCGACAACGACGCCGGUGAACUUCGCCCCCACUACCUCGACACCUGCUUCCGGUGCGCGCGCAUACUUGCCGCAAACAGAGAUAUCUUCAUGUACAGAGGUGACACCCCGUUCUGCAGCGAGGAGUGCCGGCAGCAGCAGAUCAACUCUGACGAGGUGGCGGAGAAGAGAUCCAACCAGUCAGCGGCCGCGACGAGGGAGCAGCAGAAGAACACGCACAGAGUGCCCGUCUGGGCUCGGUAG
Messenger RNA from Lolium rigidum, 372 nucleotides. Its product is annotated as FCS-Like Zinc finger 3-like. The record is from RefSeq and is a predicted model, not a curated record. The transcript is spliced from 2 exons. Bases 1 to 372 code for a protein of 123 amino acids. NCBI's taxonomy places the organism in Eukaryota, Viridiplantae, Streptophyta, Magnoliopsida, Poales, Poaceae.